This is a messenger RNA of Vanderwaltozyma polyspora DSM 70294, 600 nucleotides long. It is a transcript of the gene MDY2, whose product is annotated as Mdy2p. Gene Ontology annotation, molecular function: protein binding. The record is from RefSeq and is a predicted model, not a curated record. The coding region runs from base 1 to 600 and encodes 199 amino acids. Lineage: Eukaryota; Fungi; Ascomycota; Saccharomycetes; Saccharomycetales; Saccharomycetaceae. The transcript has a single exon.
AUGACUACUACUGAAAGUGAAUUUGUCAGUAAGUUUUUGACUUUAGCUACAUUAUCAGAUCCUAUAUUAUGGAGGGAUUACCAGAAGCCAUUGAAGGAGGUGAAGUCUUUGGGGGUUGCUCUGCCACCUUUAAAAUACAAGUAUGAUCCUAAGAGAGUUAAGAAAAGUGAUGGUUCUGCUUCUUCAAUUAAAUUAACAUUGAAAAGUGUUAGAGCUCCUAAAUUUAGUGUUGAACAAAAGUUCUCGACUAAUGAUACUGUAUAUCAAGUUAAGCAAUUGUUAGUAGCUGAGGGACAGGUUGAACAUGUUGAACAAUUGAAAUUAUUAUUGAAGGGAAAAGUUUUGCACGAUAAGAUGUUGUUGGCUGAUUUCAAUUUAUCAGAUGCUACAUUGAAUGUUAUGGUUUCGAAGGCACCUGUGAAAGAGAUAAAUACCGAAGGUGCCAGUGAAAUUGAGACCAAUAGCACAAAUAUUGAUUUGUCCAAUCUAGAGGUUCCUUGGAAUGAGAUUGAAUUAUUAUUAAAGACUAAAUUUAAUAAUGACAAACAUGCGUCUUUAACUUUGCAAAGAUUGCAAAAAGGUUGGGAGUUGACUAAAUAA